Phytophthora infestans T30-4 is the source of this 1028-nucleotide messenger RNA. RefSeq names its product cell division protein kinase, putative. Gene Ontology annotation, biological process: protein phosphorylation. Gene Ontology annotation, molecular function: ATP binding; cyclin-dependent protein serine/threonine kinase activity. The transcript is spliced from 4 exons. Gene Ontology annotation, cellular component: cytoplasm; nucleus. The record is from RefSeq and is a predicted model, not a curated record. NCBI's taxonomy places the organism in Eukaryota, Oomycota, Peronosporomycetes, Peronosporales, Peronosporaceae. Bases 42 to 935 code for a protein of 297 amino acids.
UCCAUCGCUUUCGGCAGCGCUUCUCGCACACACCCGAGUCCAUGGAGCGGUACCAGAAGCUAGAGAAGAUCGGUGAAGGCACGUAUGGCGUGGUGUACAAGGCUAAGGACCGCGUGACGGGUGAAGUGAUCGCCCUCAAGAAGAUCCGCCUUGAGGCCGAGGACGAAGGCAUUCCCAGCACGGCCAUCCGCGAGAUCUCGUUGCUUAAGGAACUUCAGCACUGCAACAUUGUGCGCCUGUACAAUAUCGUGCACACGGAACGCAAGCUCACGCUUGUGUUCGAGUACCUGGACCAGGACCUCAAGAAGUAUCUGGACGUCUGCGAGAAGGGGCUAGAGAAGCCCAUUCUCAAGUCCUUCCUGUACCAGCUACUGCGCGGCAUCGCCUACUGUCACCAGCACCGUGUGUUGCAUCGUGAUUUAAAGCCGCAAAACCUGCUGAUCAAUCGUGAGGGAGAGCUCAAGCUUGGAGACUUUGGUCUGGCUCGUGCGUUUGGCAUUCCGGUGAGAAGCUACACGCAUGAGGUUGUGACGCUUUGGUAUCGCGCUCCCGACGUCCUUAUGGGAUCACGGAAAUAUUCAACUCCAGUUGACAUUUGGAGCGUGGGCUGUAUUUUCGCUGAGAUGGCCAACGGAGGUCCGCUAUUCGCUGGCACGUCGGAAGCGGACCAGCUCGACCGCAUCUUCCGCCUGCUGGGCACACCAACUGUCGAGAUUUAUCCAGCCAUUGUUGAUCUCCCGGACUACAGACGGGACUUCCCUGUGUAUCCGGCGCCGGAAAACUUGGCACACCUCGUGCCAACACUGGACGCAGAUGGUGUGGACUUGCUGGAGCAGAUGCUGCAGUACGACCCGGCAAAGCGAAUCACUGCUGCGGAUGCUAUGGUCCACCCGUAUUUUAGCGACCUGUCCCCGGCACUUACUGAGAACCAAUGAAACAUGGAGCGGUAGCGCACAUACACACAAAGGAGACUGGUGAAAUUUGGCAACAUCCUUCUGAAUGAUAAGCUGGUGUGGAUGGUUGCUGUA